ACGUUAGCAGCGUAAACUUCACACUUCCGCGUCCGUUGCCAGUGGCAACAAAACGGACUCAGCCGCACCAUUCAUCAAGGAUGGAUUCCCUCACAGAGAGUGAAAUGAGAACGAUAGCAAGACUCCAGAGAGAGGCUGGCGUGCAGAGGCUCAGCUGUCACUUCCCAUGGUCAGAGUUCUGUGAUGAACGGCAGUGUUUCCAUCAGGAGUUUGUGUAUGAUGCUGCUAUGUUUGCUGUGGCCCGUGGUUUCCCCUGGUCUAAUGUGAUCGGGGCGGCUGUAGUGGCCAGAAACAUCUUUCCACAUUUGGAAGGUUUAGAGACACCCAAACUGUUGUCCUUGGUGAAGGAUGCACUGUCAGAGUGUAUACCAAAACUUACUCUUGUGCAUCAGUAUGAGUUCACUCGAUACAUCACAGACAUCUGCACCUCACGACGUCAGCUCUUCCAGGCUGUGGUGGAUGGAGCCACGGAUCUGUCAAUUACUCAGCAACACUUAGAGGUGCAUCUGCCACCCACACCGUGUCCACUCACACAGGGCACAGAGCUGCAUGAAUGGGAACAUCAACAGCAACUAGCUAAACUCAUCUUGGCUUUGCAACAGAAGGAGGAGGAGCUAGAGAGACUUAGAAAUGGCACAAGGGUCACUGUGGAGUGCACUGAUAUUCCUGGGGAUGAACAAUUAGAUAAGGAGGCCCUUGUUAAGGCAGUUCGUGCAGCAGUGAAGGCCACUGAAGGCCAAAUCCUGGAGAGUCUGGACCAGGAGGCAACCCUGCUCAAUGAGAUUCUGGAACUGAAACUGCAGCAUACAGUGCUGGCCACCAGGAGGCUCCACAAUCCACUCUCUUCCAGUUCAGGUCAUGUCAGCACAAAUUCAGCAAAGACAAAGGUACACACAGGAAAAACUAAAAAGUAGUUUAAAGAUGUGACUCUUCAGUAAUAGUAUAAAAUUUAUGUGGCUAAGACCUAUCAAUAAAGG
Molecule: messenger RNA, 977 nt
Organism: Sphaeramia orbicularis (orbiculate cardinalfish)
Lineage: Eukaryota; Metazoa; Chordata; Actinopteri; Kurtiformes; Apogonidae
Gene: c2h8orf74
Product: chromosome 2 C8orf74 homolog
Exons: 5
Coding region: 81-914 (277 amino acids)
Source: RefSeq, a predicted model, not a curated record